This is a messenger RNA of Phymastichus coffea, 3102 nucleotides long. RefSeq lists its product as uncharacterized. Bases 356 to 2947 code for a protein of 863 amino acids. Gene Ontology annotation, biological process: protein phosphorylation. Gene Ontology annotation, molecular function: ATP binding; protein kinase activity. The transcript has 8 exons. The record is from RefSeq and is a predicted model, not a curated record. NCBI's taxonomy places the organism in Eukaryota, Metazoa, Arthropoda, Insecta, Hymenoptera, Eulophidae.
CAACACUCGCUUAUAUCGUACAAUUACUUGCACUUUAUCGUUUUUGUGACGUUUAAUUUAAUCGUGCGCGCGUAAGCUUGAAAGAAGCCGCGUGGAUCUGCUGUUUCAGCCGCGUGAGGAAAUGUGUUUCUUCGGUGAGAACGAGGUGAAUGGGAGAGAAAAUAGUUGAACGGAAAAAGAAACGAGCGGAAUAUAAAAGGGUCGAACAAAAUAAUAGGCUGACCUCGAGAAUUGUGAAAUCGAAUUGUACACACGUAUACACGACAGCUCUCGACUCGAGUUAUAGAAUAAACGAAUUUUGCGAAAAUACGUCUCCGCGUCAUUCGAAGAAACAGUGGCUGAUACCAUUGAAUUAAUGGAAACAAACGAAACAAAUAGUAAUUCUGAGGCAGAUGUAAAUAGUGACGAACCCAAUCAAUUGGCUGAAGACAGUGUAGUUGAACCUUUUAUAAGAGGAGGAAUAACUAAUGAUGACAAACUUACAAUUCCCACUUGCUCAAACGAUGUUGGCAAUCUAAAACAGAAUAGGAGGGAAGAUGUUUUAAGUAGAACAAGAAAGAAUAUCAGUGUAAAAACUUGCAUAGACAGUUGUUCAUUGAAAAAUAAGAUAACAGGUUGUAAAGUUCCAAAACCUGGUACAAUAGUAUCACCUAAAAUUGUUAGAAAAGCCGGUCCUUAUAUACUUGGGCCUAUCAUUGGUUCGUCACCUGUGCGUAGCAUUGUACAGUGUUUGGCAAGGAAAGAAGGCACUGAUAAAUAUUAUACAAUUAAAAUAUUAACUUUGAAAGACUGUAUGGAAUAUGAGAAUCAAGAUGAUAGACAAGGUAAAAUGCUACUCCACUCUGAAUAUUCUUUGCUGAGUCUUCUGCAUAAUCAGGAUGGGGUUGUACAUCACCAUGGAUUUUUUAAGGAUUUUGCUCUAGAAGAAAAAAUUACAAACUCAGGGGCUGUAUAUACUGGAUGGAUAAAACAACGAUUAUGUUUGGUUCUUGAUUGUUUAAUAUGUCAUGAUUUUAAUCCAAAUAGUGAGACUUCAAUCAAUUUACAACAUCAUGUUAUCAAAGAAAAAAAAUUAACAGAAAAAGAAAGUCUUUUAAUAUUUUUUGAUACAGUUAGAAUAGUUGCUUGUCUACAUGAAAAAAAUAUAGUUCAUAGGGACUUGAAAUUAGGUAAUCUAGUGUUGAACAAGCGAACGAGAAAAGUGACAAUUACAAACUUUUGCUUAGGCAAACAUUUAUCUUCUGAAAAUGACUUACUUAAAGAUCAGAGAGGUUCUCCUGCUUAUAUAUCACCAGAUGUUUUAUGUGGAAAACCAUAUCUUGGAAAGCCAUCAGACAUGUGGGCUUUAGGGGUAGUUUUAUAUACUAUGCUAUAUGGACAGUUCCCAUUUUACGAUAGCAGCCCUACACAGUUGUUUACAAAAAUCAAAGCAGCUAACUAUUAUAUACCAAUGGAUGGUAGAGUGUCAGAAGGGACAAUAUCAUUAAUCAGAAACCUUUUAGUUUUACAACCCCUGAAACGUCUCACAGCAGUUCAAGUUCUCGAUUCACUAACAACAAUAAUAGCCAUGUUUAAAGUACCAAGAACCAUUGGAGAUGACGAGGAAGAACAAGUCGUACCAGAUAUUUCUAUGGAAAUCUCUGGAGAAAUCUCCGAGAAAAAAUCAGAGAAAAAAGAAGAUAGUUUGUCUAGCAGAAAAAUACUAACAGACUUUUCUAAACAAAUCACACUGCAGGAACAAAUGCAUCAAAUGAUGAAGCAACAGCCAAGUCCUUUUGUUAUUCGGCCAAAACCUUAUACUCAAAUCCCAGUUUAUAGAGUCAAUUCCGACGCGAGAGAAUUGACUCCAACCGAGUUAGAUAAAUACCGACACCUCAUACCUCGCGAAAACCAGCGUCCACUACCCUACAGUCGUAACAAUGGAAACGACGGGCUUCUACUACGAGUCAGAGGUUGUCUAAGAAACAGGAACAACUCGGUUAAUCAAAGUAGUAUACAGAACAGAGAUCAUCAUUUAAACUUUCGUCCGAAUCAUCCUACUGGACCUAGUGGUAGUGGUGUGAAUAAUCUGAACGAGGGGAUUUUUCUCAGUCAACCACAAGAUUUAAAUGCGUCAACUUUGUCGAGACAGCUGAUCAAUUCUUCACGCCAAGGAAAUGAAGCAAAUUUGUCUCAAAAUGAUGUAGCAUUGACACCUGAUUUUAGCAGGUCUGGUAGGAGUGUUCCUAAUUUAGGAUCUAACUUCAGUCAAUGGAUAAACGCCGUGGUAGCUGCACGAGAAAAUCAUUCAGGAUCAAACUCAAACGAAGCAUAUCCUAACAGUGAGGACCAAUUAAGUAACUCACCAAGUUACAAUCAUCUAAAUGUUCCCCUUCAUUUUAGUCAAAGACCGCAAGGUUCACAUGUCGCCGGUCCGUCAGUCGAAUCUAACAGACCUUUAUUUAGUCAUUCGCACGAUCAGCGAUUCAGAAACUGGAUAUCACCAUCUUACAGACGUCAACAGAGUCGAAGUCGAGAUAGUGUAGAUAGAAAUUCAGUGCCUAGAAGAUUAUCUAUUCAUAAUCGUAAUGUACCCUAUCUUGCGAAUUUCAGACACUUAGACCGCACAUUUACGGAUUUGAACGUUGCUCAAACGAGCGUAAGAAGGACGAACUCAGAUUCGAAUUUGGGAAGAUCGUUCGAAGUCGUCAUGAAUAACACUGAAGAAAAUACCAACGGGGAACACACUUUGGCAAAUUUUAUAAGACACGUCAGUCAGGAGUCACACGAAGCUUUUCUACGCCAUGGGCUCAAUAGCCGUAACGUAUCUCCAUCGUCGAAUGGAGCACCGUCAAAUUUAUCAUCUCUUAGAAGGGACAUCGCUUUGAGAUUAUUAUCUACUGUCACUAAUCGUACUCACGAACAGUCGCCUAAUAGUAAUGAUAACAGUAACGAGGAAGGAGUUUGAGCGCGCGUGUGGAAUUAAAAAAAUCCUAAGUUAUCUCGAAUUUAAUAAGUGUUCCUUAAUCACAAGUGAUGGACGAUGAAUGUUCUUUUAGCGAUAUCUUGCGGAAAAUUUCAACUUUUAACACGUGCAAUUGUUAUGUGAAUGAGUAUUUUCAU